Nakaseomyces glabratus is the source of this 1794-nucleotide messenger RNA. RefSeq names its product amino acid permease. Gene Ontology annotation, molecular function: amino acid transmembrane transporter activity. Lineage: Eukaryota; Fungi; Ascomycota; Saccharomycetes; Saccharomycetales; Saccharomycetaceae. Gene Ontology annotation, biological process: amino acid transmembrane transport. Gene Ontology annotation, cellular component: membrane. The record is from RefSeq and is a predicted model, not a curated record.
AUGAAGUUCAGGAAUAUAUUGAAGAAUGAGAAGAAUGAGAAGAACGAGGCUUCCGCCUCGACUUCUCAUGCUUCCGAAGACAUAGAAAUUAUACCAUCCCGCUACGAUAACGAGAAGUUCUACUCCGCCACAGAGGCCACACAUAAGAAGAAAACCGGCUCUACAGGGUUCGACGAUACCAUCUCGCUGACACAUACGCUCUCUAGGUCGCGCAUACCCACGUCUAUGGAGGACGAGGAUGCCGAAGAAGCAGAGGUGCACGACACUCGUGUCAAGCGUGCGUUGAAACAGAGACACAUCGGUAUGAUCGCCCUGGGUGGUACUAUCGGUACUGGUCUGUUCGUCGGUAUCUCCACGCCGCUGUCCAACUCGGGCCCCGUGGGCGCUCUGAUCGCGUACAUCUUCAUGGGUACCAUCAUCUACUUCGUCACACAGUCCCUGGGUGAAAUGGCCACUUUCAUCCCCGUCACUUCCUCCAUCACAGUCUUCUCAAAGAGAUUCCUGUCGCCUGCAUUCGGUGUCGCUAACGGCUACAUGUACUGGUUCAACUGGGCCAUCACCUACGCAGUAGAAGUCUCCGUCAUCGGCCAGGUCAUCCAGUACUGGACUUUUAAAGUGCCUCUGGCCGCCUGGAUCGGUAUCUUCUGGGUCCUGAUCACACUGAUGAACUUCUUCCCAGUGAAAAUAUACGGUGAAUUCGAGUUCUGGGUCGCAUCCAUCAAAGUCAUCGCCAUCGUCGGCUACUUGAUAUACGCCCUGAUCAUCGUGUGCGGUGGAUCCCACCAGGGCCCUAUCGGCUUCCGUUACUGGCGUAACCCUGGUGCCAUGGGCGCCGGUAUCAUCUCGUCAGACCUGGGAGAAGCCAGAUUCUUGGGCUGGGUCUCGUCAUUGAUCAACGCUGCGUUCACUUACCAAGGUACUGAACUGGUCGGUAUCACCGCCGGUGAAGCCGCAAACCCAAGAAAGUCCGUGCCAAGAGCCAUCAACAAAGUGGUCUUCAGAAUCGUGCUCUUCUACAUCAUGUCCUUGUUCUUCGUCGGCCUGUUGGUUCCAUACAACGACCCUCGUCUGUCAGCAAGCUCCGCCGUCAUCGCAUCUUCGCCAUUUGUCAUCUCUAUCCAAAACGCAGGUACAAAAGUACUACCAGAUAUCUUCAACGCGGUCGUCUUAGUCACCGUCAUCUCAGCAGCUAACUCCAACGUCUACGUCGGCUCCCGUGUCCUUUACGCCUUGGCCCAAAGCGGCAACGCUCCAAAGCAAUUUGCCUACGUGACCCGCCACGGUGUCCCAUACCUGGGUGUGAUCUGCACAGCUUUGCUGGGUCUACUGGCUUUCUUGGUUGUUAACCACAACGCCAACACCGCUUUCAACUGGCUGAUCAAUAUCUCCACUCUGGCUGGUCUAUGUGCUUGGUUAUUCAUCUCCUUGGCUCACAUCAGAUUCAUGCAAGCAUUGAAGUUCCGUGGUAUCUCCAGAGAUGACCUACCAUUCAAGGCUAAGUUCAUGCCUUGGGGUGCCUACUACGCUUCUUUCUUCGUUACCGUUAUUAUCUUCAUCCAAGGUUUCCAAGCCUUCGCUCCUAAGUUUGACGUGUCAGAAUUCUUUACCGCUUACAUCUCCUUGAUACUGCUGGUCGUGUUAUUCGCUGGUUGCCAAUUGUACUACAGAUGCAGAUUCUUAUGGAAGUUAGAAGACAUCGACAUUGAUAGUGAUAGAAGAGAAAUUGAUGCUAUUGUGUGGGAAGACGACGAACCUCAGAACCUGUGGGAGAAGUUCUGGGCCGCAGUCGCUUAA